Molecule: messenger RNA, 3972 nt
Organism: Clupea harengus (Atlantic herring)
Lineage: Eukaryota; Metazoa; Chordata; Actinopteri; Clupeiformes; Clupeidae
Gene: atg5
Product: ATG5 autophagy related 5 homolog (S. cerevisiae)
Biological process (GO): cellular response to nitrogen starvation; protein lipidation involved in autophagosome assembly; autophagy of mitochondrion
Cellular component (GO): phagophore; autophagosome; mitochondria-associated endoplasmic reticulum membrane contact site
Molecular function (GO): Atg8-family ligase activity
Source: RefSeq, a predicted model, not a curated record
UACAUUAUAAUAGUUUUGCAGGGCCUAUUAAACUGCUUACUGCUGUGUGUACAUUUUCAGAAGUUUUCAGCAUUUCUGAGGGCUAUUCUGAACUAUUCGUUGUUUCUUUUCUCUGUGUGAACAAGUUAACAUUUGUCUAUCUGGCAUGAAAGUUAAAAGUUAAAUAUCAUGCCAUGGUUUUGGAAAUUAAAUGCUGCUGAACUGAUGUUGAGGUGUGUCAUAAAAAUAAUGACGUAUAUCCGGUUCUGGUGCCCUGUAGUGCACACAGGACUGUGCUCGGAGUACAACAGGAGAACGCUGUGGAAAGUGUCUGACGUUAGUAGUUUGUAAAUAGAACACCCCAUUUAUGUGUUGCCCGGAGAAACGUGAGAAUGGCAGAUGACAAGGAUGUAUUACGAGAUGUCUGGUUCGGGAGGAUUCCAACGUGUUUCACCCUAUACCAGGAUGAGGUCACUGAGAGAGAGGCUGAGCCCUUUUAUCUCCUCCUGCCCAGGGUCAGCUACUUAACACUUGUCACUGACAAGGUGAAGAAGCAUUUUCUGAGAAUCAUGAAGCAAGAAGAUGUUGAGGAGAUGUGGUUUGAAUACGAAGGACUACCUUUGAAAUGGCAUUACCCGAUCGGAGUGUUGUUUGAUCUCCAUGCUUCUAACACUGCCCUGCCCUGGAGCGUCACUGUGCACUUUAAGACUUUCCCUGAGCGGGACCUGCUCCACUGCCCAACCAAUUCUGUGAUCGAGGCCCACUUCAUGUCCGGCAUCAAGGAGGCUGAUGCACUCAAGCACAAGGGCCAGGUUAUCAACGACAUGCAAAAGAAAGACCACAAGCAGCUGUGGAUGGGCCUUCAGAAUGAUAAAUUUGACCAGUUCUGGGCCAUGAAUCGAAAGCUGAUGGAAUAUCCAACAGAGGAGGGCGGUUUCCGCUACAUACCCUUCAGGAUAUACCAGGCUAUGAGUGACAGGCCUUUCAUCCAGAGGCUCUUCCGGCCAGUCUCAGCAGAUGGCGUAGCCCACACUCUGGGGGACCUUCUGAAGGAGAUGUGUCCGUCUGCUAUACCACAAGACGACGAGCCGAAGCGAUAUCAGGUGGUGAUUCACGGCAUCGAGCCCAUGCUGGAGACGCCCAUUCAGUGGCUGAGCGAGCACCUGAGUCACCCUGACAACUUCCUCCACAUCAGCAUCAUCCCGGCGCCCAGCGACUGAGACGAAGAGAGAGAUAGCAUUGCCUUGUUUCCUGGCGACCAGGAGUUGUUUCACGGAGCCUCCGUGUUUGGGCUCUCUCUGGAGAAAAGCCAAGGGGGGGUGGGGGGAGGGCGACGUCAGCGAGCGUGAAGAUUCAGCGUAAGGUCACCCGCUCUCCAGCUCACAGCGGCACUUUGAAGAACUCAAUAUCUGUGUAUCUCUCUCUCUCUCUCUCUCUAUCUGUGUGUUUUCUCACAUCACUGCAUCACGUCGUCUUUGCUCCUUUUCUGCAUCCUCUGCUCGAGGAGGGUGAGGGCACAUGAACUGUCUCCAAGCCAGCAGAAGAGCCAAACGUUGCUGCCUGAUGGAAAGGCAGCUCUGCUGUGCUGCCUAACCUCUCUCACUCUCUCACUUUCCACUUCCCAGUCCCGCUCCAGACAGACGGACAGACAGACAGACAGACAGACAGCCUCAGACUAGUGGGAUUCCCCAUUGAUGUUGCCUUAGUGUCUUGAUUCCCACUACACACACACACACACACACACACACACACACACACACACACACACACACACACACACACACACACACACACACACACACACACACAUACACACACACACACGCUCUCAGAUACAGUCCCACAGAAUCCAACACAAAGCUUUCUCUGAGUUACUUUUUUUUUCCCUUUCUUUUCCCCUACCCGCAGCAAAAAGAAGUUAUCUCACUUAUCUACCACUCCACUCUCUCUCUCUCUCUCUCUCUCUCUCUCUCUCUCUCUGUCUUUCUCUCACUCCUUCUUCUCUCUUCUCUUCUCUCUCUCUAAUUUGUGUGUAAUUUACUCCCCGUUCGCCUCAGAUCUUCCCUCUCAGAUCGCUGUUAAUUAUCUGUCGGAAUCCUGUUUGUCGUUAAAUGCGGCCGCUAAACUGCCACGCUCGCUGCCAAAGUCCUGACGGGGGGGUUGAUUAGAGGCAUCACUCACAGUCAUGCCAUGAGAGAGGUGUGAAAAGCUGGAAUGGAAUUCGUCCGCGUCUGUGGCGGCGCCUCUCAUGUCACACACACACACACACGAGCCGAGGGGAUUUUUGUAUUUUGGGAAGAGCUUGGUGAUGUCACAACCAUCUCCACAUGCCGCACAUGUCUUUCCCUGCAUGUGCAUGUGAGUCAUUGAGGAGGGGGGGGGGGGGCGGUAGUCGAGGGGGGGGAUGUUAGGGUAUUUGGGUCCAUCAAGCUUUUCUGGGAAUUUAGUUUUAUUUCCGGUGGUGUGCGGGAAUGAUGACACUCGAGGAGCAAACCUGCCGUCUGUUUGUCCACGGCUGGGCAAUUAUGUUUAUUUUUUUGUUGUGUGUGUGUAGUCUGGCUUUCGUUGCAUUCUUCUAAAUCCUCCCCACAUCGUUAAGGACUCUCAAGGCUUGAUCACUUUCCAAGAUCCUGCGCUAAAAGAGGAAGAAGACGACGGUUCAGUUUCCCUUUGGCCCGAGCUGAUUUUGAGCCAAGCCAGGCCCCAGGCCACACCACACCACACCAGGCCGGUGACCUGGUCGGACCACCGGACGGGAGGGUGGUGCUUGUGACACCUGUAUAUUUGGGCAGUGGUUCCCUCAGAGGUCAGUGGGCUGUCCAGAGACACUGUCAAGAGGUGAACUCUGAGGUCACAUCCUCUUCCUCCUCCUCCCCCCCCCCCCCUUCAUUUAUUCUCAUUUUUUUUGCUUGGUUUAGCCACCCCCACCCCACCCUCCACUUCCCAAGUCCUUUUUUGAUUGGCUGAUUCAUCUCUAUCAGAGAAGCAGCACCAGUUCUGCUCUUAACCCCCCCCCCCCCCCCCCCCCCAUUGAAGAGGUGACAGUUUGGGGGCAGAGGUCGCAAACACAAACAGAAUCCGUCACACUAACCCUAGAAACCACAAGACAUUUUUUUUUCUCUUGUUAAAUUGCUUCCUAAGAACACUUUUCCGUUCCUUUCCGGUGCGCCACUGCUGAACUUUAACUGCUGGAGUUGAGUUGCUGGUGAGACAAACACAUUUGUUUGUGUUUAGUCAACGGGGAUGCGGGGAGGGUAGAAUGAGACGGGGAAGCAGACGCCAGAGUAGGAGGAUGAGGGGGGGGCUGAGACUGAUUAUUUACUAAUAGGAAUCAGUGAGUGUUUUCCCCCCGGGACCUGACCGUCAACACACAGCCAGCAAGAAUGGGGGGGCCAGGAGACAGGGUCUGACUGAGGCUGCCAUCAACAGGCUUCUCAGCAGAGCCAUUUGUGUGUGUGUGUGUGUGCGUGUGUGUGUGUGUGUGUGUGUGUGUGUGUGUAUGUGUGUGUGGGUUCAGCAUAAAAGUGUGUGUCUCAGCUUGUUUGCAAAAGCAGCAGUCCAUCGUUAUCGCCAAACAAAGCAGUUUGGCAAAGAGUAAAGGGUGUCUUUGUUUGGUCUCUUCCUUUUUUUUUGUCUUCCUUUCUUUUCGUCUUCUCUUUCUUCGUCUCCCCCCUGCUAACUCCCAUGUUCAUUUACCUGAGAGCGAUGUGCUAAGGAGACCGUCAUCUUUCCCUGAGAGCGAUGAGCUAAAGAGACUGUCAUCUCAGACAAGUUCAUUCACUCAGAAUCUUAACAGAAUAGUUUGGAUUUUGAUGACUGUUUUCACUUACUGAUUCUUCUGUACAGAACAAUAUUUCAAAUGGUUUAUUUGAAUUCUCUUUUGUGUGGCUUGCUUUUUCCUGUUUUUGCUACUGAUAUUAAAAUGCUGUAAACCUUUUUUUUGUUUUUUUUUCUGUAGCAUUAACAUUUAAUUAAAACAAUUGUAUUUUCUAA